Malassezia vespertilionis is the source of this 1917-nucleotide messenger RNA. It is a transcript of the gene HEM1, whose product is annotated as 5-aminolevulinate synthase. Gene Ontology annotation, cellular component: mitochondrion. NCBI's taxonomy places the organism in Eukaryota, Fungi, Basidiomycota, Malasseziomycetes, Malasseziales, Malasseziaceae. Bases 1 to 1917 code for a protein of 638 amino acids. The record is from RefSeq and is a predicted model, not a curated record. Gene Ontology annotation, molecular function: pyridoxal phosphate binding; 5-aminolevulinate synthase activity. The transcript has a single exon. Gene Ontology annotation, biological process: heme biosynthetic process.
AUGCCGUCCGCCAAGAUUGGCAUGCUGGUGCGCCACUUUAGUGCUACUAGCGGCCCUAUCCUGGACAAAGCCGGCGCUUGCCCCUACAUGAGCCAAGCAAUCGCCAAGUCCGAGUCUUCUGAAGCGAGCGACGUCGACCUGACUUUCGGCGGUGCGUCUGGAAGCAGCAUGAGCGCGCCGCAUCCUAUCAGUGCAUCGUGGCUCAAACGCCACGGCAACCGCGUGUGUCCUGUCGGUGGCCACACGCUUGCGUCUGCCGAGCAAAAGCGCGGCUUUGCGUCGCAGACCAACGGCGCUAGUGCCUUGCUUGCGAUGUGCGGCGAUGCUGCUUCUGCUCCGAUUGAGCACGGGCGCGUACCGCCGGCGCAGAGUCGUACACCUGGCUCCGGUCUUGGUCGUCUUCCGCGUCCCCCCCAGAAGAGCGGCCGCGGCUUCGACUUUGAAGGGUUUUACCACGACGAGUUGAAGCAGAAGCACGACCAAAACACGUACCGCUACUUUAACAACAUCAAUCGCUUAGCAAAAAAGGCUCCUAUGGGCCAUCUGGCCGACAGUGAAGCCCACGAAAUUACGGUCUGGUGCUCCAACGACUACCAGAACAUGUCGCGCCAUCCCCGUGUCCUUUCUGCGAUGAAAGAGACGAUUGAUAUGUACGGUGCUGGCGCUGGUGGCACGCGCAACAUUGCGGGCCACAACAAACAUGUGGAACACAUCGAAGAGGUCCUUGCUAGUCUUCAUCGCAAGGAAGGCGCGCUUGUAUUUGGCUCGUGCUAUGCUGCGAACGAUGCCGCGCUUACCGUUUUGGGCUCCAAGCUACCCAACUGUGUGAUCCUUAGCGACAGCAGCAACCAUGCGUCGAUGAUACAAGGCAUCAAGCACAGCGGCGCGAAGAAGAUGAUUUACCGCCACAAUGACAUGGAAGAUCUCGAGUCCAAACUGCGCAGUAUUCCUGUGGGCACGCCCAAGAUCAUUGCGUUUGAGUCUGUGUACAGCAUGUGCGGUACCGUUGGCCCGAUUGAGCGCACGAUCGAGCUUGCGAAGCAGUACGGCGCCAUCACUUUUCUCGACGAGGUCCACGCCGUCGGCAUGUACGGGCCGCACGGCGCCGGCGUCGCCGAGCACCUCGACUGGAUGCUGAACGCGACGAUGCCUCCCGGUAAGCUCAAGGGCACGAUCAUGGACAAUCUUGACAUUAUCACUGGCACGCUGGGUAAGGCGUACGGCAAUGUUGGCGGCUACAUUGCCGGCUCGAGCCGCCUUGUCGACCUGAUCCGCUCGUUUGCACCUCAGUUUAUCUUCAGCACCACACUUCCUCCAGCGGUGCUCUCCGGCGCUGCCACCGCGAUCGAAGUGCUCAUGGAGUCCAACCAUACGCGCCAGCUCCAGCAGAUUCGCACGCGCGAGCUCAAGCGCGCGCUUUUAACCGCCAACAUCCCGCUGCAGAGCAACCCCUCGCACAUUGUUCCCGUCCUGGUGGGCUCUGCGGAGAAGGCCAAGCUCGCCUCGGAUUUGUUGCUCAGCCAGCACGCCUGCUAUGUCCAACCUAUCAACUAUCCCACCGUCGCCCAUGGCCUCGAGCGUUUGCGCAUCACGCCGACGCCGGAGCACACAUCGCAGCAUGUCACUCUCCUCGUCAGUGCGCUGCAGCAAGUUUGGCAGCAGCUUGGCCUGCGCACCGUGAGCGACUUGCUUGCCGCUCCUCAGGACGGGUCCGACGCGCUCGCCGACCUUUUCCGCCACUCCCAGUUUGUGGAAGACACCUCGCCGCUUUGGACCGAUGCGAUGCUUGCGCUGCCCAACGAGCUUCUCACUGGCAGUAGCUCUGCAUCGUUCCACUGCAAGUGCGAGGCUGCUCCCCAGCCCUUCCCCUUCCCCGACCUGAACAUGGCCCAAGGCCCGCCCCGCAUAUCUUCAUAG